Molecule: messenger RNA, 1593 nt
Organism: Topomyia yanbarensis
Lineage: Eukaryota; Metazoa; Arthropoda; Insecta; Diptera; Culicidae
Product: stromelysin-1-like
Exons: 2
Coding region: 21-1304 (427 amino acids)
Biological process (GO): proteolysis
Cellular component (GO): extracellular matrix
Molecular function (GO): metalloendopeptidase activity; zinc ion binding
Source: RefSeq, a predicted model, not a curated record
UCGGGGCUUGGUUGCGGAAAAUGUUUCGUCCUACCAGUGUUGUGCUAGCUCUAGUGUUUAUACUUCAAGUGGUGCUACAAAUUGUCCGAGGUGCUGCCAUUCUCGAAGGGCGUCCCUACCAUGACGAACCGUACUAUCCAACCGAUUUGGAUGGGGCCAAUUCCACAAAGUACAACGAAUUAUCCGCCGGUUUGAAAUGGAACAAAUCUUUGCUGACUUACAACAUAAUAAACUACCCGGUCGCCGUGCCUGCUGACUUAAUUCGAAGCUCAAUCCGACAUGCGUUCGAUGCGUGGAGCGAGGUCACCAAUUUAGACUUUGUGGAAAGUGCCAACGCUGCCCAGGUGGACAUUCAAAUCGGUUUCGAGGGUGUGAAUCAUUACCGCAGAGGUGUGCCGUGCCAAUUCAGCCAGGAAAUCACGCUAGCUCAUGCAUUUUUUCCGGAAGCCGGCGACAUUCACUUCAAUACAAAGUAUUUUUUCACCGGUGAUACUUCAAUAGAACAGUUUCUCAACACGGCCGUUCACGAGAUUGGACACUCGUUGGGACUCUUUCAUUCCUCAUCGAGAGAUUCCAUCAUGUACGGGGCACAAUUGGAGCUCCGCUCCAAACCACAACCGGAAGAUAUUCAGGCCAUUCAAGCUAUUUAUGGGGUUCGUUCUGGAAUACGACCUACGACACAAGCACCGACAUCUGCAACUCGCCCUACGGUCAAAGUAAUCAAACCACGAACCACAACUAAUCUCUGCUCUCUAGAAUCCUACGACACCAUCGUCAUCGAUCACCGCGGGCACAUUUGCGUCCUAGCAGACCGCUUCUACUACAACCUAAACGAAACAAAUCCUCCAGCCCGAAAAAUAUCCGCCAAAUGGCCCAAGCUUCCACCAAAAGUGGAUGCCGCCGUCACCUACCGUGAUCAGAAGACGUACUUCUUCAAAGGUGCACAGUACUGGAAAUAUGACAAACGUCAACUGGAGGAACGCUACCCACGCCCAACCGACGUAGGGUUCCUAGGACUACCCUCGAGCAUCGAUGCAUUGCUGCUUUCGAAAGGCGGGGGAUUCCUCGUGUUUAAAGACCAACAGUACUGGUUUUACGAUACGCGAAAAGCGAAACCAGUCGAGUGGUACUAUCCGAAGUCGACUGAUGAAUUCGCGGGGUUCCCCAAACGGCUUGAUGCUGCGCUGGUCACGGCGGAGGGGCGAAGAUUUAUUUUCAGCGGACUGAGAUACUGGGAAGUAGACGAUAAUAACUAUGUUAUCGGUCGGGGAGGAGACGUGCGGAGAGAUUGGUUCAACUGUUGAAAAUGUUUCUGCGAAAUAAGUGACACCCCGUCUAGUCGUUUUCUUAAUAUUGCAAAUUGCGAUUUUAGAUAGUUUUUACUUAAGUAUUAAUAGUUACGCAGACACACGACUGCUUGGUGCUGAGCUGCUGUGAUCUAAAGUUUGCCAAUUCGUUUAUUACAUGCCAAUCGACAUGACAUAUAGAUCAAAUACCGGUUAAAUAAAAACCUAUAAUCCGCUUAGCUUGAAAAUUAAGAAUUUGCGAUGUGCAUGAGAUUCUAAAUAAGAUUCGUAUGAUAGAUGAAUCUAU